Molecule: messenger RNA, 3382 nt
Organism: Cygnus atratus (black swan)
Lineage: Eukaryota; Metazoa; Chordata; Aves; Anseriformes; Anatidae
Gene: TUBGCP2
Product: tubulin gamma complex associated protein 2
Exons: 18
Coding region: 419-3106 (895 amino acids)
Biological process (GO): mitotic cell cycle; spindle assembly; microtubule nucleation
Cellular component (GO): spindle pole; gamma-tubulin small complex; centrosome
Molecular function (GO): microtubule minus-end binding; gamma-tubulin binding
Source: RefSeq, a predicted model, not a curated record
UCUUUUUUCCAUUUCCUUUUCCUUUUUCUCUUUCUUUUUUUGGCAAGCCAAAAGCGCGUCCAUGCGGUCGAUGCUUCGGCGCGUGUAAGGCUUGCGGUGUCGGACCCCUCGCUGGUGGCUCUGCCCUGCUCUUUUACUUGUGGCCGUCGUAACUGCAGACUUUGGCGGUUAAUUUCGCGUUCAUCCGUUCGUAAUAAAGGGCAGUAGAAGAUAAAGACCCUUCAGCGUGGAAGAGCUGCCGCUGAGUAACUCCAGGAGCUGUGGGGGCAUAGACGGUUUUGGCUGUGUCUGCAGCGUGUUGCUCAGCACGCCAGCUCUUCUCGUAAAGAGGCAGUAACUCGGCAACUAGUGUCACUUCCACCAUGAAAAGUCUUCUGCUGGCUCACCCGCAUCUAAAUUUGUAACCUCGGGCAGGAAUAUGAGCGAGUUCCGCAUCCACCACGAUGUCAACGAGCUGCUCAGCCUGCUGCGUGUUCAUGGAGGGGAAGGAGCCGAAGUGUACAUCGAUCUUCUACAGAAGAACCGCACGCCGUAUGUUACCACCACUGUCUCUGCACACAGUGCUAAGGUUAAAAUAGCAGAAUUUUCUCGAACACCUGAAGAUUUUUUAAAGAAGUACGAUGAGCUGAAGUCUAAAAAUACAAGACAUCUAGAUUCUUUAGUAUAUCUACUGUCAAAGCUCACAGAAGAUAAAGAGACACUCCAGUAUUUGCAACAAAAUGCUAAAGAAAGAGGAGAACUUGCAGCAAAUGCAGCACCCAGUGGCAGCACAAAUUUUUCCAUUUCCUCAUCUACUUCCAAGAUAUCUCUACAGGAGCUUGAGGAGCUACGCAAGCAGCUAGGCAGUGUCACAGCCAACUCCAGUGUACAGCAGCCUCUUGAGCUUACACGAAAAGUGCUCCGAGAUAAGCAAAACAAGAAGAAUUCAGGUCAGCCUGUUCCAGUAUUUCCAUCCUGGGUAUAUGAGAGACCUGCACUUAUUGGUGACUUCUUAAUUGGCACCAGUUUAAGCACUGACACAACGGUACCUAUAGGUACUUUGCCAUUAGCCUCUCAAGAAUCUGUGAUUGUGGAGGACUUGCUAUAUGUUUUGAUUGGUGUGGAUGGAAGAUACAUCACAGCACAGCCUCUCGUAGGCAGGCAGAACCGAACAUUUUCGGUUGAUCCAAACUUGGACUUGUCCAUCAAAGAGCUGGUGACCAGGAUUCUUCCCGUAGCAGCAAGUUACUCUGCUGUCACCAGGUUUAUAGAGGAGAAGUCUUCCUUUGAGUAUGGACAGGUAAAUCAUGCUCUGGCUGCUGCUAUGCGUACUCUGAUCAAGGAAUACAUGAUACUAAUUACACAGCUGGAACAUCUUCAGAGACAGGGACUUCUGUCACUGCAGAAACUCUGGUUUUAUAUCCAGCCCACAAUGAGGACUCUAGAGAUUCUUGCUUCACUUGCUACUUCUGUGGAUAAAGGUGAGUGUAUGGGAGGAUCAACCCUGAGCUUACUCCAUGAUAAGACUUUCAACUACACGGGAGACAGCCAGGCCCAGGAACUGUGUCUGUAUUUAACCAAGGCAGCCAGUGUGCCCUAUUUUGAAAUUCUGGAAAAGUGGAUAUAUCGAGGCAUCAUUAAUGAUCCAUACAGUGAGUUCAUGGUGGAGGAACACGAGUUGCAGAAGGAGAAGAUUCAGGAGGACUAUAAUGACAAGUAUUGGGAUCAAAGAUAUACUGUUGUACAGCAACAGAUUCCAUCAUUCUUACAGAAAAUGGCUGACAAAAUACUAAGCACAGGAAAAUACUUGAAUGUUGUGCGAGAAUGUGGACGUGAUGUUACCUGCCCUGUGGCUAAAGAGGUCAUCUAUACUUUAAAAGAGCGAGCGUAUGUGGAACAAAUAGAAAAAGCAUACAACUAUGCUAGCAAAGUUCUUCUGGAUUUCCUAAUGGAGGAGAAAGAGCUGGUGGCUCACCUGAGAUCUAUAAAACACUAUUUCCUAAUGGAUCAAGGGGACUUUUUUGUUCACUUUAUGGAUCUCACAGAAGAGGAGCUUAAGAAGCCUGUAGAUGACAUCAUAACUACUAGGCUAGAAGCUUUGCUUGAAUUAGCCUUGCGAAUGAGCACAGCCAACACAGAUCCUUUCAAGGACGAUUUAAAGAUUGACUUGAUGCCCCAUGACCUCAUUACGCAGCUCUUGAGGGUAUUGGCCAUAGAAACAAAACAGGAAAAGGCCAUUAUUAGUGCAGAUCCCACAGAGCUCACUCUCAGCGGUCUGGAAGCAUUUUCCUUUGACUACAUCGUUAAAUGGCCUCUGUCCCUUAUUAUAAACAGGAAAGCACUGACAAGAUACCAGAUGCUUUUCAGACACAUGUUCUAUUGCAAACAUGUGGAAAGACAAUUGUGCAACGUUUGGAUCAGCAAUAAGACAGCCAAGCAGUUCUCCCUACAUUCAGCUAAGUGGUUUGCUGGUGCUUUCACACUGCGGCAGCGGAUGCUGAAUUUUGUACAGAAUAUCCAGUAUUACAUGAUGUUUGAAGUGAUGGAGCCAACAUGGCACAUUCUUGAGAAGAACUUGAAACUGGCUUCUAAUAUUGAUGAUGUCUUGAGCCAUCAUACGAGCUUCCUGGAUAACUGCCUGAAGGACUGCAUGCUAACCAAUCCAGAGCUGCUGAAGAUCUUCUCCAAGCUGAUGUCUGUCUGUGUCAUGUUCACAAACUGCAUGCAGAGGUUCACCCAGAGCAUGAAGCUGGAUAAUGAGAUGGACCGGCUCACCUUAGAACACGGCACAAUGCUGGGCCCACCAACAGAGGAGGAGCGUGCUGAAGAGACUGCAAAGAAGAAGCUGACUAACAAGCUUUUAGCAGAGCAUGCUGACAACUUCCACCUGACAUCUGGCUUCGAAGCAACAAUCAACAAGUUUGAUACUAAUUUCUCUACGCAUCUGCUGGACCUGUUGGACAAGCUGAGUGUUUAUAGCACCAAUGACUGUGAGCAUAGCAUGCUCAACAUCAUCUACAGGUUGGACUUCAAUGGGUUCUACACAGAGCGUCUGGAGCACAUGUCUGCUGAGCGGAGCCAGAAGACAGCUCCCCUGCUUCCCCACACAGCCAUAGCUGCCCAGUGAAGCCCUGCCGCUGCCCACUGCAGCUGCCGUCUCUUCUGCACCAGCAGAGAACAGGACACUCAAUCACUUCCAGCCCUCUACACUCACUGUGAGCUGGAAACAAACCACAAGGGUUAUCGCAGAGAGACAGGGGAAUAUAGGAUCUUCUGGAUUGUAUGUGUUGGGUUUUGCCUUCUGAGGCUUUUAAGUCCCUUUUUUUUUAAACUGCAUUGUAAAAUGAUGUAUUCGUGUGUUGUAAAAUAAAAAAUAAAUCAGGAUUAUUUUGUCUGUUAACAG